ACAUGAAAUUCUAAAGCUCAAACCAUACCGCCGGCAACUUUCUCCGACGCCGUCGCCAUGGUUUCCUUAUUAUUCCAACCCUCUCUCUCAUCAUUCCACAGUAAACCCAGUUCAGUUCAUCACCAACCAUCCAAAUCCUACUCACACAUAAUCAAAUGCACAAAAUCCGAUUUCUCAGCCCAAUAUGUUCCCUUCAUCCCCGACCACAAACUUCACACAACCGACGAAUCUUAUUCCCUCGACGAAGUCAUAUACAGAAGCCUCUCCGGCGGCCUCCUCGACGUUCAACACGACAUCGACGCCCUCCGCCGCUUCGACGGAUCAUAUUGGCGAAACCUGUUCGAUUCCCGUGUAGGUAAAGCAAUUUGGCCAUACGGCUCCGGCGUUUGGUCUAAGAAAGAAUGGGUGUUACCGGAAAUCGACAAUGAUGAUAUCGUAAGUGUAUUUGAAGGAAAUACGAAUCUUUUCUGGGCUGAGCGUUUUGGAAAACAGUUUGUGGGUAUGGAUGAUUUAUGGGUAAAACAUUGUGGAAUCAGUCAUACAGGUAGUUUUAAGGAUUUGGGUAUGACAGUUUUAGUCAGUCAAGUCAAUCGUCUACGUAAGAUGAACCGUCCGAUCGUCGGCGUUGGUUGUGCUUCCACCGGAGACACUUCCGCCGCCCUGUCUGCUUACUGCGCCGCCGCCGGAAUUCCAUCUCUAGUGUUCCUUCCAGCUAACCGUAUUUCAUUAGCGCAGUUAGUUCAACCGAUCGCGAAUGGAGCUUUCGUUAUCAGCAUCGAUACCGAUUUCGACGGUUGUAUGAAGCUGAUAAAAGAAGUAACAUCCGAAUUACCAAUUUACUUAGCGAAUUCUCUUAACAGUCUGAGAAUCGAAGGUCAGAAAACGGCUGCCAUUGAAAUUCUUCAGCAAUUCGAAUGGGAAGUUCCCGAUUGGGUAGUCAUACCAGGUGGAAACCUGGGUAACAUCUACGCGUUCUACAAAGGAUUCAAAAUGUGUAAAGAUUUAGGACUUGUGGAUCGAAUCCCACGUCUGGUUUGCGCACAAGCGGAGAAUGCGAACCCACUUUAUCUGUACUACAAAUCUGGAUGGAAAAACUUUGAAUCGGUGAAAGCGAUGAAUACAUUUGCAUCCGCGAUUCAGAUUGGAGACCCUGUUUCGAUAGACAGGGCUGUUUUUGCGUUGAAGAAUGCGGAUGGGAUUGUGGAGCAAGCGUCGGAGGAGGAACUGAUGGAUGCAAUGGCGCAGGGUGAUUCGAGUGGGAUGUUUAUAUGUCCGCAUACUGGUGUGGGUUUAGCUGCUUUGAUUAAGCUGAGGAAGAAUGGAGUAAUUGGAGCGAGAGAUCGGACUGUGGUGGUGAAUACGGCGCAUGGGUUGAAGUUUACUCAGGCGAAGGUGGAUUAUCAUUCGGAUGCCAUUAAAGAUAUGGUUUGUAGAUUUAGAAAUCCUCCUGUGGAGGUUAAGCCGGAUUUUGGGUCGGUGAUGGAUGAGUUGAGGAAGUUCUUGAAUCAAUCUUCAAAGUAGGUCAAUUAUAUUAUUCAGAUUCUUAUUCUAUUAUUGUUAAGCUUUUAAAAACCGUUUCGGUUAUCAACCCGGUUUUUUUUCUGUACUUCGUCCGACCGGUUCAAGUUUAAACCGGA
Messenger RNA from Impatiens glandulifera, 1637 nucleotides. Its product is annotated as threonine synthase, chloroplastic-like. The transcript has a single exon. Lineage: Eukaryota; Viridiplantae; Streptophyta; Magnoliopsida; Ericales; Balsaminaceae. Gene Ontology annotation, cellular component: cytoplasm. The coding region runs from base 58 to 1521 and encodes 487 amino acids. The record is from RefSeq and is a predicted model, not a curated record. Gene Ontology annotation, biological process: L-cysteine biosynthetic process. Gene Ontology annotation, molecular function: pyridoxal phosphate binding; threonine synthase activity.